AGCCGCCACGGCUCGCCUCACACUCCCGUCAGCCAUGUUGUUGAUGUGACACACACAACUGUCAGCAACAGGUCCACACUGUUGAAAAGCGGCUGUAUUUGUACAUUUUUAGAUAUUUACUUCUUUUGGGAUAAUAAACCUCUUCAUUGUGUCUGAGGAGCCGCCCAGGAGCCGUGAAUGAGAACCACAACCCACUCGAAAAGUCGGAAGUGGGUGAUUUUUGGCCGCGCUGCUGAAAGAGAGUGUGACUGACACUGUGAGAGCUGGACUGAUGUCACACAAGUGAGAUGGCUGUGCUUAGUAGCUGAAGACAACAUCCCUCACACCCUCUUCACCACCUGCAAAUAUGAAUGGGAAUCCAAGUAUAUGGGCAAUCAGCCUAGAAGAGAGGGACAAACAUGAUAAGAAAUUUGACACCCUCUCCCCAUCAAUGGGCUACGUAUCUGGGGAGCAGGCAAAGAAGUUUUUCCUUCAAUCAGGGUUACCUCCUGCAGUUUUAGCCGAGAUAUGGGCGCUGGCUGAUAUGAAUAAAGAUGGGAAAAUGGACCGAUUGGAGUUCUCUAUAGCUAUGAAGCUGAUAAAGCUCAAACUGCAGGGUACACCACUCCCCACAGCUCUACCAAUUAUUAUGAAGCAGCCCCCUGUGCCUGUGCCCACCCUAACUGUACCGGCCUCCACUUACGGUUUGAUGAAUAUGCCUAUGAUGCCUGGGACAAUCUUUACUCCUAUCCCCAUGGGGUCUCCUGGUUUUACGCCUAUGGGACUCAGCCCUUUAGUUCCUACAGCCACAGGUUUGAGUCCACUUGUAGCUGCUGCCUCUCCCAGACCCCUUGUUUCCACGUUAGGCACUGGUGGGCUACCAAAUGGCGGCCUAGGCCUCCUUCAGCCCACUCCAGCAGGAGCAAUGUCGACUGGCCUCCCGCUGACAACCUCAUCCUAUUCUUCUCCACUCGUCCACUCUUCCUCCUCAGCUGGAAUCAACACACCCUCACCUCUUCUCAACUUGGGAUCUAGCAGUUCAACCUCUGUGCCGAGUGACUGGGCAGUGCCCCAUGCCUCCAGACUCAAGUACAGACAGCAGUUCAACAGCCUGGAUAAACAGAUGACAGGAUACCUCUCGGGUCAGCAGGUGCGAAGUGCCAUGGCAACCACAAUGCUAACUCAAACACAGCUGGCAUCUAUCUGGACAUUAGCUGACAUUGAUAAAGAUGGCAAACUAAAUGCAGAGGAAUUUAUUUUGGCUAUGCAUCUUGUGGAUAUGGCAAAGUUUGGACAGUCAUUGCCUCUCUCGCUGCCAAAGGAGUUGGUUCCUCCGUCACAAAGGAGCAGUAUGAAUGGCUCCACUGCUAUUGUAGCACCUGUUGCCUCUUUGAUUGAUGACUUUGACGUAGAACCUCCACAGAAAAACAAGAUGAACAUGACUUUUGAGGACAAAUUCAAAGCAAACUUGGAGCGGGGCAAUGCUGAACUGGAGAAGCGACGCCAGGCUCUUCAGGAGGCAGAGAGGAGAGAGCAGGAGCGCCGCGAGCAGUUGAGACGAGAGGAGCAAGAGCGGAAAGAGAGGGAGGCGCGAGAGGCGGAGGAGAAGAGGAGGAUAGAGGAGGAGAGGAGACUGGAGAGACAGAGGGAGCUGGAGAGGAUCAGAGAGGAGGAGCGCAAGAAGGAGAUUGAGAGAAAAGAGGCUGCACAGCGAGAAUUGGAACGCCAAAGGAAGGAGGAGAUGGAACGGAGGAAGAAAGGAGAGCUGCAGAUAAAGAGAGAGCAAGACCAGGAUGACAUCAUCAAAUUAAAAGCAAAGAAACGCAGCCUGGAGAUGGAGCUGGAAGCUGUGGGUAACAAGCACAAGCAGAUUGAAGAUCGAUUGCGUGAUAUUCAAAACAAGAAGAAGCACCAGAAAACUGACAUAGAUGUAACUAAUCAGAGGAAAGAAGCUUGUCAGUUGGAUAUGAGCAACAUACAGAUGCAACUUGAAGAGUUUCAAAGGAAGUUAGCUCAGUUGAAUCCAGAGCAACGGAGGCUCUCAGAAAAACUAAAAAGCAUGGCUCUUAACGUACCUGCGUCAUCUGUGUCCACAUUGAAAUUAAAUGUCACUGAGAAAAAAGGACUAUGUUCGAAACUGAGAAAUCAACUUGAUGCUCUGGAGAAGGAGACGUCUGCCAAAUUAGCUGAGAUGGAUCAAUAUAACAAAGAUCUCCAGGAAUUAAAGGAGUCGCAGAGAAGACAGCAGGAAGCUUUAGAAAAACUACGGAGCAUCAAGGAGGAGAAGAGGCGUGAGCUACAACUAAAGAAGGAGGAAGAGGAGAGGAGGCAAGAAGAGGAGCGGAGGCGCAAGCAAGAGGAAGAAGCUCAGAGACGUAUUAAGCUGGAGAGGGAGCGCUUGGAGAAGAUGCAUAGGGAGGAAGAGGAACGACAGAGGAAACUCCAAGAAGAGAGAGAGGCCAAACGGAGAGAGGAGGAGGAGCAGCAGAGACAGGCCCUGAUCCAAGCCGCCAAAGAGGAGGCUGCCCGAGAACUCCGAGCCAAAGAGGAGGCAGAGAGAAAGAGACGAGAAGAGGUGGAACGCAAGAAACGCGAAGAAGAAGAACGACAGCGCCAAGCUGAGAAAAGGAGGCAAGAGGACGAGAGGAGGAAACUAGAGGAAGAGAGGAGGCAGCUGGAGGAGGAGAGGAGGAAGCUAGAGGAAGAAAGGAAGAAAGAGGAAAAGAGACGAAAAGAUGAGGAAGACCAGCGCAAAAGGGAUGAGGAGAGGAAGAGGAUAGAGGAGGAGAGAAAGAGGUUAGAUGAGGAGAGGAGGAGGAUAGAAGAAGAGAGGAGGCGAGAGGAAGAAAGAAGAGAAGAGGAGCGAAAGAGAGAGGAGGAGCUAAGACGAGAGAGGGAGGAGCAAGAACGUAGGAGACAACGGGCCGCUGAGGCCGCUGUUCGUGACUCAGAGGAGAGGAAAAAGAGGGAAGAAAAUGAACAGCGCAGAAAAAGAGAGGAGGAGAGAAGGAAGGCAGAGGAGGACCGAAAGAGGAAAGAAGAAGAUGAGAACAGGAGGAAGGCUGAAGCUGAUGAGGUGAGGAGGAGAGCUGAGGAGGAGAGGAGGAGGAAAGAGGAGGCAUCUCGACAGCAGCCGUCACAGGCAGCAGGAGGAGGCAAGAUAGAUGUCCUCCAAGCACUGCUGAGAGGCCUGGAGGAGAGGAAAGGUGGACAACCCAAGGCAACCUCCCACCGAAAAUCUGCAUCCCUCACAUCUUUCAAAGCUUUGUACCCAUUCACUGCACGAAACCCAGAAGAGCUGAGUUUCAAUGCAGAUGAUAUUCUUGAAGUUGAUGAGUCUGUUGAGCGUGAGCCUGGCUGGUUGUACGGCAGUAAAGAGGGCAAGAUGGGCUAUUUCCCAGAAAGCUAUGUAGAAAAGAUAUCCUCUGCUAACACAGCUACUCCUGCUUCUGCUGCGUCCAAACUGCCCCUGCAGUCCCAGCUCUCUAGUGCCCUGGAAGCAGUUAAAGCCGGGGGAACUAAAUCUGCCUUCACCCCUACUCACUCACCCCACCCCUCAGAAUCACAUGGGCAGAAGGUGGUGGGUAAUGUCUUCGCCCAGGCUCUAUGCUCAUGGACAGCUAAGACGGAUAACCACUUGAACUUCAAUAAGGAUGAUAUGAUAAAAGUGCUGGAGCAGCAGGAGAGCUGGUGGCUUGGAGAACUGAACGGAGCUCAGGGUUGGUUCCCCAAGACGUAUGUGACUGUGCUGAGCGAGGAGGGCUCUGCUGAUGCUAAGAGCUUAUCAGCGGAAAGUUCAGAUGCAAGUGAUACCCAGCAAUUUGAAGAAUAUGUGGCAUUGUACACGUAUGAAUCCCCUGAACCUGGAGACCUCACCUUUAAAGAGGGAGAUAUGAUUCUGGUUUCUAAAAAAGAAGGUGAAUGGUGGAGUGGCUCUAUCGGCGACCGGACUGGCUUGUUUCCAGGCAAUUAUGUCAAACCUAAAGAAACUGAUACAUCAAGUGUCUCUGGGAAAGGGAAAAAGCCAGAGGUCGCCCAGGUGGCUCGUGCUUACUCUGCAACAGGACCAGAACAGCUAACGUUGGAACCCAAUCAGCUCAUUCUCAUUUUGGGGAAAAACACUUCUGGGUGGUGGCUUGGUGAACUUCAGGCUCGUGGUAAAAAGCGACAGAAAGGCUGGUUCCCUGCAGCCAACGUCAAAAUCCUUGGAUCCAACAGUGGCAAAUCAACACCUGCCUCUCAACCAGUCUGUCAGGUAAUAGCGAUAUAUGACUACAAAGCCGCCAAUGGGGAUGAGUUGAGCUUUUCCAAAAGUCAGCUGAUCAAUGUCCUGGACAAGAACGACCCUGAUUGGUGGAAGGGGGAGAUAAAUGGAGUCACAGGGCUGGUUCCCACCAACUAUGUCCGAUUGACCACUUCAGACACGGAGAUCACUCAACUGUAUCCCAACAACUUUGACUCACUGGGCCCUCAAGAGAAGAAACGACAAGAUUAUAUCCAAGAACUCAUUCAGACUGAGGAGAAAUAUGUGGAAGAUCUGCAGAUAGUGCUAGAUGUCUUCCAUAGACCCAUGUCUGAGUCCGGUCGACUGACUGAGGCAGAAAUGCAGAAGAUUUUUGUGAACUGGAAGGAACUGCUACCUUGUAACAACAGGCUCCUCAAGGCAUUACAUGAACGCAGAAGCAAAGGAGGAGAGAAGGCCCCUAUUCCAAUGGUGGGAGAUAUUUUGGCCAAAGAACUUGCUCAUAUGCAGCCGUACAUUCGCUUCUGCUCCUGUCAAAUCAACGGGGCUGAACUUCUGCAGCUACGCACAGACAAUGAACCCGAUUUCAAGAUCUUUCUCAAGAAAAUUGCCACUGACUACAGGUGUAAAGGCAUGCCUUUGUCCAGUUUCCUGCUAAAGCCCAUGCAGAGAAUCACUCGAUACCCUCUUCACAUCAAAAAUAUCCUGGAGUGCACUGCAGACGGUCACGCUGAUCGGCUUCCGUUAAAACAGGCUUUAGAGAGGGCUGAGGAACUCUGUCAGCAGGUAAAUGAAGGUGUGCGGGAGAAGGAAAACUCUGACAAACUUGAAUGGAUUCAGAAUCACGUUCAGUGUGAUGGGACUGCCGAGCACUUGGUUUUCAACUCCCUGACUAACUGCCUGGGCCCAAGGAAACUCCUUCAUAGCGGAAAGAUGUACAAGGCCAAGAGCAGCAAGGAAUUGUGGGCUUUCUUAUUCAAUGACUUCCUUCUGUUGACUCAUUCAGCAAAACAGUUCACGUCAUCUGUGCCUGAUAAACUGUUCAGCAACAAAAACAACACACAGCUUAAGAUGUAUAAGCCGCCUGUCUUUCUCAAUGAAGUCCUGGUGAAGCUGCCAGACCCUUCUAGUGAUGAGCCUCUUUUUCAUAUUUCACACAUUGACAGAGUCUAUGUACUGAAGACGGACAACAUCAAUGAACGGACUGCGUGGGUUCAAAAGAUCAAGGCAGCUUCAGAGGAGUUUCUUGAGACUGAAAAGAAAAAAAGGGAAAAGGUUUAUCAAGCACGGUCCGUGAAGGCCAGUGGGAUUGGCAGACUCCUUGUCACCAUUUUAGAGGCUACAGAGCUGAAGGCGGCCAAAUCUAAUGGUAAAAGUAAUCCAUACUGUGAGGUUACGAUGGGAUCACAGAUUUUCACGUCCCGAACACUCAACGACACAUUGAACCCAAAGUGGAACUUCAACUGUCAGUUUCACAUCAAAGACAUUUACCAGGACGUCCUUUGCAUCACAAUCCUCGAGAAAGACCCAUUUUCACCUGAUGAUUUUCUUGGUCGCACCGAAGUCCCUGUCGCCACAAUAAAAAAGGAGUUGGAGAACAAGGGUGCAGUGACGCGUCGCAUUCUGCUGCAUGAGGUCCCGACCGGGGAAGUGUGGGUCCGCCUCGACCUCCAACUUUUUGGCAAAUAAGACAAUGACAAGACUACAGUCAUGAGAAAAGCUGCUCCUUACAUAGUUUUUUACCCAUAGACCUUAGCAAUAAGAAUAAUGCACAUAUCAAAAUACAAGAGCUUCAAAUACAUUUUUUUUUAAGCUUCAACUUUAGUUUUGAGGUGGAAAACAUGGAGACAUUGAGAACUAGUAUGUACUAACCUCAUGUUUACAUAUUUUAAGAUACCAAUGAGAGACUGUAUAGCUAAUAAUGAAAACUAUUAACAAAGAUUAUGCUGUCUUCUCCCUAGUCUGAAGCCCUAGGAAUUGGAUGGUUUAUGGUGACACAGUGAAAACUCAAUAAGGGACAUUCGGUCUAAACAUGCAGUCUGCCUUUGGUGUCAUGAGUUUGUUACUGUAUCAAACGGACAAUCUCAGGAUACUGGUUGACUGGGUCCGUUUUACUCUUAUGUUACGUGUGUGUAUUGUCAUCCUAGCUUUAACACACUAACCUUGGCCUUAUUACUAUAUAAACAUGUUUCAGUGUAUUUUUCUACAGAUAACUGAGUGAAUAUUUUCUCCAUAGCCAAGACAUUUUUCAAGGCAAGAUAAGAUUAACUUCCUAAAAAGGAUGGGAUUUGUGAUUGUGUACAUCCUCUAAAGCGGGUCACCACUUUUGUCAGCAAUAACAGUAUUUUAUACACAAUUGCAGUUUUGGCACUGAAACAUCCUUAGUUACUGUCUUAUUUUUUUCUGCCACUUUCACCAAGGAUAUGUUGAUGUUUUUAACUUAUGUUGAAGGUGGUUUCCGUUUUAACUGUUGCUUUUUGCCAUUGAGUUGUGGUUCUGUGUAUCGGAUAUAUAAAGUGCUGUAUUUAUUAUUUAAUUUAUGCGUGUGUGACUAUCCAAAGGUUUGCAGCAUCUGUAGCUGUUUUGGGUGUAUAGAUGUUGGUUAGAUGGAUGCGUAUACAGUUUGGUUUUUUUUUAAAGGUAAUUAACUUUUGGGUUGUCAUUAGGUUUGCGUCUCAGCUGUUUAAAGCCUUGUUUUAAUCAAGCAAAAACUGAUUUUAGAUUGUUUAAGUAUAAUUAACAGUUAUUUUUGAAUUGUUAUGUAUUUUACUUCCUUUCAUCACUAAGGGUGUAUAUGUUUCGUUUUAACUAGCUUUGUUUUUCAGCAUUAAUUUGCCAUUUUAUUUUAUGACACAGACUGUUCAGCCUGAUGUAACCUGCUGUUUUACUGUGUUUUCUGGGCUCGCUUUGGCUCUUAAUCACAGAACUCCAAUU
Molecule: messenger RNA, 7156 nt
Organism: Periophthalmus magnuspinnatus
Lineage: Eukaryota; Metazoa; Chordata; Actinopteri; Gobiiformes; Gobiidae
Gene: itsn2b
Product: intersectin 2b
Exons: 41
Coding region: 347-5911 (1854 amino acids)
Biological process (GO): intracellular signal transduction; positive regulation of Rho protein signal transduction
Molecular function (GO): calcium ion binding; protein binding; guanyl-nucleotide exchange factor activity
Source: RefSeq, a predicted model, not a curated record